Molecule: messenger RNA, 4362 nt
Organism: Stomoxys calcitrans (stable fly)
Lineage: Eukaryota; Metazoa; Arthropoda; Insecta; Diptera; Muscidae
Gene: Pkc98E
Product: protein kinase C
Exons: 13
Coding region: 1071-3284 (737 amino acids)
Biological process (GO): protein phosphorylation
Molecular function (GO): ATP binding; diacylglycerol-dependent serine/threonine kinase activity
Source: RefSeq, a predicted model, not a curated record
UGGUGUGGUGUGUAAAAAGUGUAAAAGUGUGAUAACGUCGAGGUCCAAGAAAAAGAAAUAAUUUGUGUGGAUAUAGUCUUUUUAAGACUUUUAAUUGUUUACCGAGACAUUUCGCAACUCUCCAAGUAAUAAAUAUUCCCUAAAGACCAUACGAGUCAUCAAGAAUAAAACAAAAAAAUAAAGAGAAACCGCUGAGCUGAGAAGGAAACGCGACCAAACAAAUAUUCACUCACACGCACGCACACACACACACACGUACAGAAGACAGAAGAAAAACAUUGCAAAAAGAAAAUAGAUAAGAAAAGAACGCAACCGAACCGAAGCAAAAAAUCCCUCCAAUCCUCUUCUCAGGCAGAGCGCGCGCGACCUUCGUAUGUUCUCGUGGAUGAAGCCAACCUCCUCCGCCGCCGACGUUAUUUAACACUCAAAGAAUUAUUACAACAGCAGCAGCCGUUAACUGUGUCACUGUGUUUUUUUUCGAGUGUGUUCGUUGAGGAGUAGAAACAGUGUGUGCGUGUGUGAGUUGGGUGUUCGGUGGUGGUGGUGUUGGCGUUUGUUCGUAACAUCUUCGUUGGCUCAUCUUCAUCGCCGACCAUUUGUCGCAACAUCGGAAUCGUUCCUACAAUUCUAUUUUACUAAGUUCGCAACUACCUAGGAACACAAAUACACACCCAUAUACAUUAAUAUUUACCUUGCAUCCGCAUCCGUUUCUCUUUUAUCGCGUUUCCGUUUAAACAACCUCAACAUUUGUAUAAUCAACACACACAACAAGCGCGCAAAACGCAACGCAACGUAACACAAAGAAAGUAAACAAACGAACGAAAAACGACAAAAGUAAGCAACACCAACCAACUCAAAGGCAAAAAUAAAAAACAAAAACGCCAAAAAUAUAUACAAUAAUACUAACAACAACAACAACAAAACAAAAGAAAACACGAACAAAAACAACCAAAGAAAGAGAGUAGCAAAACAAAAAAGUGUAAAAAUCGAAAUACCUACCUAAAGAAUAUAAAAGUACACAGCAAACAAUAACAACAAAAACAAUACAAAAGCAGCUUCCACAUACGACGAUGUUUACGGGUAAACUACAAAUAAAAGUCUGUGAGGCGAGCGGUUUACGCCCAACAGAUUUUCAAAAACGACACAAUUUAACGUUCGGUAAACUAGCCGAUGAACAAUUAAUAGAUCCCUACGUCUCGAUCGAUGUUGAUGAAUCUCAUUUUGAUCGCUCAACAACACGUCCAAAAACAUUUGAUCCCGUUUGGAAUGAACAAUUUGUGCACGAUGUAACGAAUGCGAAAAAUAUAAAUUUAACGGUAUUUCACGAUGCGGCACUCCCACCGGAUGAUUUUGUGGCAAAUUGCAUAAUACCCUUCGAGGAUAUUAUGCAACACGAAAGCAGUGUGCCGGAUUUAUGGGUAAAUUUAGAACCUCAAGGAAGGAUACAUGUUAUCAUAGAACUUAAAAAUAAGAAUGAUCAAACCAAAGAUGUGGCAGUCGUUGAACAUGCUGUUUGUGGCGCUGGCGCCAACAAAGAAUUCAAAGAAAGAGCGGGCUUUAAUCGUCGUCGAGGUGCUAUGCGCCGUCGUGUACAUCAGGUUAACGGUCACAAGUUUAUGGCAACAUUUUUGCGACAGCCAACUUUUUGUUCACAUUGCCGAGAAUUUAUUUGGGGAAUUGGUAAACAAGGAUAUCAGUGCCAAGUCUGCACUUGUGUUGUACAUAAAAGAUGUCAUCGUUCAGUGGUCACAAAAUGUCCUAACAUGCGGGAAGAGCAAAACAAUUUGGAAGCUGUGCCAGCUGGACAACGUUUUAAUGUCAAUGUACCGCAUCGUUUUGUGGUGCACAAUUACAAACGCUUUACCUUUUGUGAUCACUGUGGUUCGCUGUUAUAUGGCCUGAUCAAGCAAGGUCUUCAGUGCGAGGUAUGCAGCAUGAAUGUACACAAACGUUGCCAAAAGAAUGUUGCAAAUACCUGUGGCAUUAAUACAAAACAAAUGGCCGAAAUUCUGAGCUCAUUAGGUAUAUCACCCGACAAACAGGCACCGCCCAGACGAUCUAAGUAUUUAAGUCAACCUGGCGGUGAGGACAAUUUCGGUGCCAGUAUUCAUGGUGACAGUGACUGCAUCUCAACUACAACCCGUAGUUCGCAAAUGUCACACCAGACAACAUCAUCCAGUAGUUCGGGUGCUACCACCAUUAGCGUUGGUAGUGCUGGUGACAUGGGCAUGUCUAGCUCGAAUCGUUGUUAUGACUCACGUCCAGGCAAAACCUGCUUGCAAGAUUUCAAUUUCAUCAAAGUACUUGGCAAAGGCUCCUUCGGCAAGGUUAUGUUGGCCGAAAAGAAGGGCACCGAUGAAAUCUAUGCCAUUAAAGUAUUGAAAAAGGAUGCCAUUAUCCAAGAUGACGACGUCGACUGCACAAUGACGGAGAAACGUAUUUUAGCACUGGCUGCUAAUCAUCCAUUUUUAACAGCUCUACAUUCCUGUUUUCAAACUCCGGAUCGUCUAUUUUUUGUUAUGGAGUAUGUUAACGGUGGAGAUUUAAUGUUUCAAAUUCAAAAGGCACGACGUUUCGAGGCAGCCAGAGCUGCUUUUUAUGCUGCCGAGGUUACAUUGGCCUUACAAUUUCUACAUUCUCAUGGUGUUAUCUAUCGCGAUUUAAAAUUAGAUAAUAUUUUAUUAGAUCAAGAAGGUCAUUGCAAAUUGGCAGAUUUCGGCAUGUGUAAGGAGGGAAUUAUGAAUGGUGUUUUAACUACCACUUUUUGCGGAACACCUGAUUAUAUAGCACCAGAAAUACUCAAAGAACAAGAAUAUGGAGCCUCGGUUGAUUGGUGGGCCCUUGGGGUUCUUAUGUAUGAAAUGAUGGCUGGCCAACCACCAUUCGAAGCUGAUAACGAAGAUGAAUUAUUCGAUUCGAUAAUGCACGACGAUGUACUAUAUCCCGUUUGGUUAUCUAGAGAAGCUGUGUCCAUUUUAAAAGGUUUUCUAACGAAAAAUCCAGAACAACGUUUAGGUUGUUCGGGGGAUGAGAAUGAGAUACGUCGUCAUCCAUUCUUCGGUAGAUUGGAUUGGGAUGAAUUGGAAAAACGCAACAUAAAGCCACCUUUCCGGCCGAAAAUGAAAAAUCCACGAGAUGCCAAUAAUUUUGAUACAGAAUUUACCAAAGAGGAACCAGUCCUAACGCUCAUACCAAACGACGUUAUACGCUGCAUAAAUCAAGAUGAGUUUGCUGGCUUUUCAUAUGUAAAUCCUAAAUUUGGACCAGAGCGUAAAGUAUAUUAGAAGAAAACAAAAUUUAGGUCACUUCACCACCCAAAAAGAGUAACCCUGAGUGGAAGGUUACAAAAACAAAAGAAACAAGAAAAAAAACUGGAUGUCUACUAAAGCGCGCAACAAGUAGAUUUCAUCCAUACUUUCGGAUCCAAAAGCAUAGAAAAAGAAGAAGAAAACCCAAACUUCAAAUGAUUUUAAACUGUUGGCAGAAAGUAUAGUUUUGAUGUCUUUCUUUUUCUUUUUUCACUUGGAACUGAACACAAAAUUUUCCUGUUCAGUUUAUCACUCUUCCGGAGUUUUAGAUUUGAUUUUGUUUUGUUCUUUUUAUUGUUUUUUUUUUUCAAAAAUCUGUGGUAACUUGUGCCACAGUACUACUAACUAGAACAAAUUAAAAAAAAAAUACAUCUGUUAUAUGUAUGUAGUAUAUAUAUGUUUUUUCCGAAUUGUGUUGAAAAACAAGUAACAACUAUUUUACAAAUUGAGAUAUUUUAACCAUUUUUAUAACCCAGAAGAAUUAUUAUUUGCCACGCAUCAAAGCAAAAGUGGUCGUUGUAUUUUGUUUUUAUUUUUUUACAAAAAUUUUCAUCGCUUUUUUUUCAUUUGAGUCUUAAGUGAAACGGAAAUUAUUAUUUUUAUUUUCUUUUUUAACUAUUCUAAGUAUAGAAUGUUAGGGAUUUAAUUAGAGUCUAUAAACAAACAAACAAAAAUGAGUAAACAAACAAACAAACAAAACAAAAACUUAAUUAAGAUAAAAGAAAAUGCCUACGAUAAACUAGAAAGAAAAACAAAAAAAAGUAACAACAAAGUAAAACAACCUUGAAAUAUGUUCCAAAGAAAGUUUAAAUAACACAACUGCAACAGCAACAACAACAAGCAACAAAUGAAUAGAAAUCAACUUUAUAGAGAAAAACAACCAGAAGAAACAAAAUGAAAUUACUACAUUGAAAUGAAUUAAGUUUUUAGAAGAAAUGAAUGAACAUUAUUAUUACAUAUAUAUAUUUAGAUAACAAGCAAACAAACAAAACAAACAAAACAAAACCAACAAGUAACCAAUCAUCAAAACCUAAACGAUUAACAAACAAACAAA